This is a messenger RNA of Ipomoea triloba (trilobed morning glory), 706 nucleotides long. RefSeq names its product pathogenesis-related protein P2-like. Bases 48 to 473 code for a protein of 141 amino acids. NCBI's taxonomy places the organism in Eukaryota, Viridiplantae, Streptophyta, Magnoliopsida, Solanales, Convolvulaceae. Gene Ontology annotation, molecular function: RNA nuclease activity. Gene Ontology annotation, biological process: defense response to bacterium; defense response to fungus. The transcript is spliced from 2 exons. The record is from RefSeq and is a predicted model, not a curated record.
AACAAAAAGAAACACAAAAAAAGCUUAUAACAAGUGAAAGGUUAUCAAUGGAGAGAGCUGUUAAGGUGUGCUUGGUUUUGGUGGUCUCUGUGGUGGUUUCCGCGGCGGCGCAGAGCGCUUCCAACGUGAGGGCUACAUAUCAUCUGUAUAAUCCUCAGAAUAUCAACUGGGAUUUGAGGGCGGCGAGCGCCUACUGCGCCACCUGGGAUGCAAACAAGCCGUUGGAGUGGCGGAAGAAAUAUGGGUGGACUGCCUUUUGUGGCCCCGCGGGAGCUCAUGGCCAGCCAUCUUGUGGCAAGUGUCUAAGGGUUAAAAAUAGGGAUGGCGGAGCCCAACAAACGGUGAGGAUCGUUGAUCAAUGUGCCAACGGAGGGCUGGAUUUGGACGUGAACGUGUUUAAACGUUUGGAUACUAACGGGCAGGGAUACGCUAAGGGGCACCUCAUGGUUGACUACCAAUUCGUCUCCUGUUAAAACCACUCAAAUACAAAUAUUCUCAUGCCAUUAACAACCCAUUUCGGAUCCGCAGGUCUAGAAGUCAAUAAUUAUGUUGUAGAAUAAAAGGGGAUGAGCUUUUUGUGACGAUUUAAUUUGUAUCAAAAAGUAAUCCCGUAUUGUGUUGUGAUAUAUACAUAGAAUAAAAGGCAAUGAGAAGUAACCCGGCCCCGUAUUGUGCUAAAGAAUAAAAGGCUGAGCUUUUGUGACGA